Messenger RNA from Bemisia tabaci, 2061 nucleotides. The record is from RefSeq and is a predicted model, not a curated record. NCBI's taxonomy places the organism in Eukaryota, Metazoa, Arthropoda, Insecta, Hemiptera, Aleyrodidae.
CAAAACACAUAAUUAAACGAUUGUUCCAUUGAAAGCUGAAAGUUGCCUUUCAGUCGAUCACACUUUAGUUUCAAGUAGUUUUAUGUAGUUCAGUAGUAGAAAUACACCUGUGCUUAUUACUUGAUAAAGAAUUUCUAAUUUCUCUGCCCUCAAAAAAAUGCAAAUCAUGAGCGUGGCGAAUACAGUUUGUAAUAUAGCUUUUUACGUAAUAUCGGGAUUUUUUAUCUUUAUUAAGUAUUUUAAAGGCUAAAGAAUGGUACAUCAACUGUAUCAUUACAAAAUUGCCAAUGUUGUAGUUUAGCUGCUCAAACAUGUGAAUGUUUUAGAGUUAUAUGCUCAAAUUUGAACAUAUUGUGAAGAGCCAACGACGAGGAAGAGUGUUCGAUACAAUAUUUUAAAGGAUUUCAUCAACCAUUUUCCCCAUGGGACUUUAUUUCAAGAACUCUGAACUAGGAAACGAAACCAAGCACCUGUUUAAGAUAAUCUCGUUUCUCAAUGAAGCGUAUUUUAUCACAGCAAUUACAUUUUUUUGUUAUUGCAUCAAAGAGUCUGCCUCGGAAGUCAAAUUAGAUUCAAUGAAAAUUAAAAAUGCUUUAAAUGAGAGUGGUAUCGUUCCCGAUGUCAUUGAUGUAUUCCCUGAAAAUAUGCUCCAGAUUGAAUAUCAAAACCACAAAGAGGUAUCUUUUGGUAAUUAUUUGUCAUGCUGGGAUGCGAUUGAACAGCCGGUGAAUAUAUCCUACCCGACGGAACCUAAUGCCUAUUAUGCCUUAAUUAUGACAGACCCAGAUUGUUCUUUGAAAGAAAGUCCAACUCACCGAGAAUUGCAGCAUUGGGUUCUUGUUAAUAUUCCCGGGGCGAACUGGACUCAAGGAUUUUGUCUGACAGAAUACAUUGGGAUUCUACGUGACUACGAAUUUGGUGUUCAUCGUUAUGUCUUCCUUUUAUACAAACAACCUGGGAAAUUGAAAUUCACAGAAAGAGUGUUGGACGUUCGGCCCGUCUUAGAGUCGCGGUGUAAAUUUUCCACCAGGAAUUUUGCAAAGAAGUACAAAUUUGGUGACCCCAUUGCCGUCAAUUUUUUCAUGUCGGACUUCGACGGCGACUAGUUCUUAAAGGCACCACCAAUGUUUUAUAAUCAGAGGCAGCUUUCUCUCACAACUGCAACCAGAGGAAGAUUCUCUGUCUCAGAACACUGAACUUGGUAAUUUUUAACCAUACCGGCUCGAAAGUUUUUGAAAAACAGCUAUGACGAGUAAGAAAAUACAAUCAGUACUUAGAAUUGCUCCGAAAAAUGCAUCUACCCUAUCGCCUAAGAAGUUUUAUACACACGGAAAAAAAUAACUGUGCUCGGAUAACCAUCUUGGUUUUGUUAAUUAAAAGUUGGUGCUGUAUACAUGAAAAAAUUGAUAGAAUAACCAACGGCAUUGUAUUGUCCACAACGUCUUUAGGGAAAUCAGUCAUUUUCAAUUAGUUGCUACUAGCUAUUACAAAUCUGUUCACCGAGACAAAAUUGAUGGUAAACUGCUCCAUCAAGUUGACUCAUCGCACCGAAGAGUGCGCUUGCGCUUCACCUAUAUCUUGUAUUUGGUUGAUGCUACUCGGUUAAGUGGGCUCAUUGAACUACAGAAUGCGUUAGUGCAAAUUAUAAACUUGUUGAUAAUGAAGGUCACCAUCUCGGAUGACUCAGUUAAAGUAUUUUGUUAGUAGUCUGCCCCGUCAAUAUUUUACGCUUUGCCAACAUUGAGUCACCAAAGAAAGUAAUCAGAUAUGGGCUGAUUAGGGAAAGUAUGUUGAUAAAUUAUCAAGAAUUCAUAUUCAACCCACCUUGUGCUUUGUGUGACUGAUAAGCGUGUAAUAAUAUGUUCGUGGAACGUACUCCUUUUCCCGUCCCUGGCUUGGGCGACGAUAAAGUCGCCGCAAAACUAUAUGACUUCGCGCAAUUAAUUAUUCUUGACUCUGUUCGGUUUUAAUGAUAAUUAAAGGGCAUUUAUUACAGCAAGUCAGAAACUCGGACGAUGUUAAAUUUUUCACUGAUUUAAAAUAAAAACGGAUUAAAACGAA